GCGGGGCGGGGAGGACAGUAAAUAGCGUGGGACCGGGGUGGGACGGGUUCCGCUUCAGCCGCUGGGAGUGAGUUUUGUUGUUGACGGAGGCGCAGGUUCCUGAACAUCGCCGGCGGAGGAGGCGAUUUUUUACAGUUUAGUUAAGGGAAAUAGCAACAAUGGCAACAGCCGAUCUGUUGGUGGAUUUACAAGAUGAUCUUGCAACCGACGAUGCUUCCAAUACACUGGGAAAACUCAAACUUUCACCAUUGGAUGACAAGACCUGGCCAGCAGAAAAUGACAAUGAUGAGGAUUUGAAGUCAGACAAAGAGUGUUCCCCAGAGAUCGUUGAACCUCCCCCGAAUCUGAAGUGGGAUGAUCCAUUCUAUGACAUUGCAAGACGCCAGAUAGUGGAGGUGGCAGGAGAUGAUAACUUUGGGAGGAAGGUGAUUGUGUUCAGUGCUUGUCGGAUGCCUCCCAGUCACCAGUUGGACCACACAAAACUGCUUCAAUACCUGAAGGUCACACUGGAUAAGUAUGUUGAGAGUGACUACUCAGUUGUAUACUUUCAUUAUGGACUCACCGGUCAGAAUAAACCUUCAUUUGGCUGGUUGCUAGACGCCUACAGGGAGUUUGACAGAAAGUACAAGAAGAACAUAAAAGCUCUCUACAUUGUGCACCCCACCAAGUUCAUUAAGGCAAUCCUCGUCCUCUUCAAACCCAUAAUCAGCAUGAAGUUUGGCAGGAAGAUCUUGUACAUGAAUCAUUUGGGCGAACUUGAACAGUUCCUGAAAUGUGAGCGAAUGGUGAUCCCACCAUGUGUAAAGAAAUAUGAUGACACUAUCAGUGCAUCUCAGAAGUGUGUCCCACCAGUACAAAUCAAGCAGCUGCCUCACCAACAGUUCGGUAUUAGUCUUCGAGCGCUCAGAAAAUGCGACCCUGCAAACAAGGCCAUCCCACAAGUAUUAGAGGAGACAGUCGAUUACAUCAAGCAGCACGGUCUAAACAAAGAAGGGAUAUUCCGUAGGUCGGCUAAUGUGUGCUAUGUGAGGGAAGUGCUGGAUAAGUACAAUAAUGGUGUUCCUGUGGAUUAUGCAGCCUAUGGUGAUGUGCACUUGGCAGCAGUUAUGCUGAAGACUUUUCUUCGUGAAUUACCUGAACCUCUGCUGACCUAUGAGCUGUAUGACCAAGUGGUUUCAUUUGGGGGAGUGCCAAAAAAUAAACAAGCAGAAACCUUGGCUCAGAUGAUUCAGACCCUGCCUACAGAAAACUAUACGGUGCUGCAAUACUUGCUGAUCUUCCUGCACAUGGUUGCUGCCAACAGUGAACAGAAUAAAAUGACGCCCAGCAACUUGGCUCUUGUGUUUGGGCCCACACUCAUGUGGGCAAAGGAUGCCGCAAUUUCACUCAGUGCCAUCAACCCCAUUAAUUACUUUGCUCAAUCACUUUUGGUAAAUUAUAAUACGAUUUUCUGCCAAAUGUGACAAUGCUUUAACUGUCUUAAACCACUGGAGUCCAAUCAGGCGUUUCUCGCUCUCUCUCUCUCUCUCUAAAUGUUUAUGACAAUGUACCUGUGUGCAGCACCGCACAGGAGAGAAAUUAAAGGUGCACCCUUUCAGUCAGGGUUGGGGAUUGCAUGUCUUUACACUGCUUUGAGUGUAGUGUGUGUGCAGUAUAAAUCUCCAUGAACCCGGGGCUGGAUUCCCUGGUUCUUGUCAUUCAUUUGUAUACCCAAGAAUCAGGAAUGCAGUUGGAGUGCUUGAAGCGUUUUCUUCCCAUUGUACGCCUGCUUGACUGCUAGUUUUAAAUUUUGUACGUUUCUCUUUCCCAUCCACCUCAGUACUUUCUGAACUUUUAAAAGAAUUUUCAAAAAAUAAUGGAAUAUUUAUAAUUAAUUUCUAUUGUUGGGAUAUUUCUACGCUCAUCACUUUGAAACCAAUCAAACCAACCAAUACACGUUUGUGUAGAAUGUACACUUGCUUUUUUAUAUGCUGGACAAUGUUACUGCCCCACUCUUAAACAUUCUUCAUUCCUUUGUGUGACCAAAAUAUUUUCUGUAACUAUUUUGUGAUGGUGCAGCGUUGAGAGUUUGAUUCUCUUUGAUUCAGGGAGAGGCCAAUCUAUUCCUUAAACUAGAUUUUAAAUAUUAUUUUGUUUUGAAGUGCACGCUGACUUAGUAAAAAUAGAUGAAUAGAAAUAGUUCAAAUGAAAAUGCCAAUGUCAAAAGAGUCUGCUUGAGCAAUGCUGACAAUCUUAAUAUUGUUGUGCAUUUUCAUUGGUUUUAAUUGUUUUUACUUCAGUGUUUUGUUAUAUCUAAAGAGGAAGUGUCCAUCACCUUUCCAUCAUGAUGGGAUCUGGCUUGACCAGAGCAGCAGGUGAGAUGAGCAAAAGGGAAUUCACAUUAUCCAAGUGCUCACAUUCUCAAGGGAUAUUUCAGUGGCAUAUGUUUUUAUCCGUGGUAUUAAACUCUGCAGUUAAGUCUGGAGAUUUGUUUCUAAAAAUGGCAUGAACUGUACCCAAUCUGGCACUCCAGAAUAAGCAAGACAUUUAUAUAACCCCCCCCAUUUGAAAGGUUAGAAUCUUGCUGUGUGCAUUAAUUGUAAGUGACUAUGUGUUAUUGUAUGUAACACUGAUUGCACCCCCUCAAUGAUACUGUAUUACAGAUGUGAAAUUACUGGGAAUACAUGGUUUUGCUAUUCU
Molecule: messenger RNA, 2679 nt
Organism: Leucoraja erinaceus (little skate)
Lineage: Eukaryota; Metazoa; Chordata; Chondrichthyes; Rajiformes; Rajidae
Gene: arhgap1
Product: Rho GTPase activating protein 1
Exons: 13
Coding region: 159-1463 (434 amino acids)
Biological process (GO): small GTPase-mediated signal transduction; negative regulation of endocytic recycling
Cellular component (GO): cytoplasm
Molecular function (GO): GTPase activator activity
Source: RefSeq, a predicted model, not a curated record